AUGAGCAAGAUUCAAAAAUUAUUUGUAGCAAUCUGCAAUUAUGCUGCAUUUCAACUUCAUGUAAAUCAGACUGCUAAAGGACAAUACACAUUUGCAGGAUUCUACGGAAAAUAUGUAGAGCUUGUUUUGGAGGCUUGGAAAGGGGAGUAUGAAAUUAUCUUCACCAAGGACUUCGACCUGGGUGUUAAAGAUUCUUCAGGAAAUUGGACUGGUCAAAUAGGAGCUGUAGCGAGAGGAGACGCUGAUAUAGCGAUAAGUGUUAUGCCCAUUCUUGAAGACACAUUUAGAGAUUUGGAGUUUUCAACUGCAUAUACAUUGGAGGAAGUAUCAUUUGCUGCUCAAAAGUGGUCUGAAGACGACAUUUUUCAAUUUUUGAUGCUGUUUGAUAAAGCUGUUUGGGUAUCACUAUUUAUUAGUCUCAUAAGCCUAUCAGUGCUCUUUUUUCUGAUUCUAGAAGGAAAGAAAAAUUAUUCCUACGUACUUCUAAACGCAUUCGCAAAUGUCAUUGGCAAAUCUUCAGAUCUCGAAAAAGAUUUGUUCAGAUGGAAAUUAUUACUAGGUUGCUGGCUUCUGUGUGCUUUCGUUGUGUCAUGCAGUUAUUCUGCUGUGCUGCUCUCGUUUUUGACCUUACCGCCUCAAAGUAAAGUCUUAAAAGAUUUUCGGGAUUUGUCUGAAGCUGUCCAAAGAGGCAGCCAUCGGGCAUAUAUUGCAGAGAGAGCUGCGCAAUUUCCCUUCAUAGUAAAUUCAAAGGUAGAUUACUUGCAUAAAAUUGGAAAUGCGAUAAUCAAAAAUAAAUGGUACAUUGACUUCAAUUCAGUGUUAAAUGAACAUGAUCCUAAAGCAGUUAUGAUCAUGGCCCGCUCAGCACUCAAUUUCUUGUUUGGAUCAGGGGAUUUGAAGCAGUUAUAUCGUAAAUCAACUGAUAAUCUUUUCGUUGUGCCCAUAGGUGUAGCAUUGAAAAAAAACUUUUGUUGCGGAUCUCGAAUAAACAAGAUAGUGAGCAGAAUCGAAAGUGCAGGUUUACGGGAGAAGAUAUUAAAGGAUGUUUCGUUUAGAUAUUGGUUGGAUAUCUUCAGCAAAUUUACGAAAAACGAGGACCAAGGUAUUCACGCACUUUCAUUGAGAGAUUUAAGAGGAAGUUUCGUAAUAUUGAGCGUAGGCUUAGGAUUGUCCUUGAUUGUAUUUCUUGGAGAAGUUAUUAUUGAACGUGUCCAACGAAAGAAGAAAGAAAUGAAUCAUUCGAGGACACCUGUUAAUCAUUAA
Molecule: messenger RNA, 1263 nt
Organism: Argiope bruennichi
Lineage: Eukaryota; Metazoa; Arthropoda; Arachnida; Araneae; Araneidae
Product: glutamate receptor 2-like
Exons: 1
Coding region: 1-1263 (420 amino acids)
Cellular component (GO): membrane
Molecular function (GO): glutamate-gated receptor activity
Source: RefSeq, a predicted model, not a curated record